UAAUAAUACAUUUAUGCUUGCUGAUAACUUGUGGAUAUAGUAAACAUGCAAAUAAAAUAUCAGGUGGUAUACGAACGUCUAUGAACGCUUAUCCAUUUUUAGUAACAAUUAGAUUAAGAAGUGAAUAUUUAUGCAGUGGCAGUAUUAUAAAUCCAUUACACAUUGUCUCAACAGCCAGUUGUGUGACAUCUAAUAAAAAUAUCAUUUAUGGAAAUCUUCAAAUUUUAUCUGCAACGGACAAACAAAAUUAUCAACAAGACCAUGGAAAUAUAAAUGAUGUUUCUAUUGUUGUUAUUCAUCCAGACUAUUCACCUAAUAAUUUUUGGGCAAAUGAUAUUGGCAUUUUAAAGUUAACAAAAUCAUUGCCAUCCAAUCAAGUUGAUGGAUAUAUAACAUUACCAGUAUCAUCAACCGUUUAUAAUACAUUUUCACAUUUAGUUUUAAUUGGAUGGGAAAAAUUUGAUGAAAGUGAUUCAUUACAACUUUCAAAACUUGAUGUUCAAUUAAUGUUAUUAAAACCAUGCAGAAAAUACUUUGAACAAUAUGGAAAUCUUAAUAAUGCUCAACGUUGUAUAACAUCUCCAUUAAAAACACAUCGCAAUAUCGAUUAUGGAGAUAGUGGCAGUCCCGUUGUGACUAGUCAGCAACAAAACAUUCUUGGAAUGGUGUCUUUGAUUUCACCAAAUCCUGAUCAUCCUGUUAUAAUUACUCAAAUUUUAAGACAUUACACUGGCUGGAUUAUAAAUAUGCUUGAAAAAUAUUAAUUACAAGU
Molecule: messenger RNA, 772 nt
Organism: Aphidius gifuensis
Lineage: Eukaryota; Metazoa; Arthropoda; Insecta; Hymenoptera; Braconidae
Product: trypsin-like
Exons: 4
Coding region: 81-764 (227 amino acids)
Biological process (GO): proteolysis
Molecular function (GO): serine-type endopeptidase activity
Source: RefSeq, a predicted model, not a curated record